AUGGUUACCCUUCUUCUUCAAUUUGUAUCUAAUCAUUAUUGCAAAGACUUGACCGAUGAAUCGCUACAUAAACUUCACGACGUCUUUCCAGAUUCCCUGAUUCUGGCAGCCCUCGAUUUGAUUGACCAGCGGAAAGUGACCGAGAGUGUAACCCCUUGGGGUUUCGUUGAAUAUGAGGUGCUGAGCUCGACUGCCACUCAUAUCGUAUAUGUUGGUCUUCCAAAGACACUGAUGUCAAGUUAUUGUACUUGCCCCGCAUUCAACUUCACGGUUCUGGAAACAGGGCAAAGUCUUAUGUGUAAACAUGUUCUUGCCACGCGUCUCGCGAUUCGUCUUGGUUUGUGUGUUAGGCAGCAAAUAUCUCUUGAUUACCUUGCGACCAGCGUCUCUCUUCGUUAUCAGCGUUGA
Molecule: messenger RNA, 408 nt
Organism: Lentinula edodes (shiitake mushroom)
Lineage: Eukaryota; Fungi; Basidiomycota; Agaricomycetes; Agaricales; Omphalotaceae
Exons: 3
Coding region: 1-408 (135 amino acids)
Biological process (GO): double-strand break repair via homologous recombination
Cellular component (GO): Shu complex
Molecular function (GO): zinc ion binding
Source: RefSeq, a predicted model, not a curated record